This is a messenger RNA of Penicillium verhagenii, 1905 nucleotides long. Its product is annotated as something about silencing 10 family protein. The record is from RefSeq and is a predicted model, not a curated record. Gene Ontology annotation, cellular component: small-subunit processome; nucleolus. NCBI's taxonomy places the organism in Eukaryota, Fungi, Ascomycota, Eurotiomycetes, Eurotiales, Aspergillaceae. Gene Ontology annotation, biological process: maturation of SSU-rRNA from tricistronic rRNA transcript (SSU-rRNA, 5.8S rRNA, LSU-rRNA). The transcript has 2 exons. The coding region runs from base 1 to 1905 and encodes 634 amino acids.
AUGGGUGGUAAAAGAAAGGCCGGUGGUCGCCCCCCAAAGGCUGAAGCUCCCGCGCGCACCAAGUUCGACAUUGAAGAACGCUUUGACGACUCCGAGGAUGAAUUCCAGGCCGGCCGCGACCAAAUUCUGCUGGAUGAAGCCCCCGAGGCCAAGCGGCGGCGCAGAGUUGCCCAAGAUGAAGAGGAUCUUCAAGAUUCCGAGGAGGAGGUUCUAGGCUACGACGAUGUCGACGAAGACGAGGAUGAUUUCCAGGACGAAGAAGACUCCGAGGAUGAAUACGAUGAUAUGGGCGAGCCGAAAAAGCGAGGCGCAGAGGACUCCGACGAAGAAGAGGAGGGAAUCGCAGCAUGGGGUUCAUCAAAGAAGGAUCUUUACAAUGCAGACCAGAUCGAGACCGAAGUCGAUGCUCUUGAGGAAGAGCAAGAGGCAAAGCGACUGCAACAGAAGCAAUUAGAGGCUAUGAACGAGGCCGACUUUGGCUUCGAUGAAUCCGAAUGGGCAGACUCCGGAAAAGGCGCGGACGACGAAGCAGAGAACGCUGGAGAUGUCACCGAAGUCCUCCCACAAUUGGAAAUUACCGAGGACAUGAGCAGUGACGAAAAACUCAAGAUCUUGAAAUCGAGGUAUCCCGAAUUCCAGCCCUUGGCCAAGGAUUACGUCGAUCUGCAAUCAACCUACCAGACUUUGCAAAAGCAGGCGAAAAAGGCCUCAAAAACCACAGAUGAAACUGCAGAUGAGCCCCAGCCCGCACCCGUGGCUGUUGUGAAACUGCGCGCUUUGUCGGCAUACCUGGGUACCAUCAAUAUGUACUUCCUUCUUCUUACUUCUUCCUCCGACGGCACCGAGAGUCAUUCUCCGAUGUCCCCCACCGAGCUCCGACAACAUCCCGUCAUGCGCUCUCUCGUCAAGUUCCGCAAAAUCUGGGAGAAGGUUCAGGACAUUGAAGUCACCGAGAUCACUGAGGUGGUCAAGAAGUCUCCAGCCAAGAUCGAGUCAACUAAGGUCGAGGAACAACCCACCAAAAUUAAGGAAACUAAGAAGGUCAAGGAAACAAAGAGUCUCAGCAGGUUUGAGCGUGCAGCUUUGGCAGCACAGGCUAAGGCCGAUGCUCUUCUUGAGGAACGACUCCGUGCGACAAAUGCCGGUCUGGCCGACUUGGACGACUUGGUCACAGAGCCUACCCAGAAGCGCAAGAGUCAAAAGACCAAGACCCUCGCCAAGGAUGACGACUCUGACUUCGGUGACGAAGAUGCUCUUACAGCUCGUGAAGCCGAGGAGAAGCUUAAGCAGAAGCGCUCUCUCCGAUUCUACACCUCCCAAAUUGCCCAAAAGGCCAACAAGCGUCAUGCCGCAGGUCGCGAUGCCGGCGGUGAUGCUGAUAUUCCUCACCGCGAGCGCUUGAAGGACCGACAGGCCCGCUUGAACGCCGAGGCCGAGAGGCGUGGUCGCCAAAACCCUGAUAUUGGCCAAGACCUUGGCGGAGACAGUGACGAAGAAGACAAUCGCGUCCGAAAGGAGCUUCGCAAUGAGGGAGCCGGCGCGGCAGAUGACGAAUACUACGACAUGCUUGCGGCACGAGGCAAGCAACGCAAGGAUGACAAGCAGGCUCGCGCUGACGCCCACGCGGAAGCAGCCCGCCAAGGCGGUCAUGUUGAGGCACAGGAGAUUAUUGGACCGGAUGGCAAGCGUGCCAUUACCUACCAGAUCGAGAAGAACAAGGGUCUCAUGGCGAAGCGCAACAAGGACGUGCGUAACCCGCGUGUUAAGAAGCGCAAGAAGUACGAAGAGAAGAAGAAGAAGCUUGGCAGCAUCCGGCAGAUCUACAAGGGUGGUGAGGGCCGUGGUGGCUACGGUGGUGAGCUUACAGGUAUCAAGAAGAACCUGGUCAAGAGUGUCAAGCUCUAA